Messenger RNA from Botrytis porri, 7137 nucleotides. RefSeq lists its product as uncharacterized. The record is from RefSeq and is a predicted model, not a curated record. The transcript has 8 exons. Lineage: Eukaryota; Fungi; Ascomycota; Leotiomycetes; Helotiales; Sclerotiniaceae. Bases 769 to 7137 code for a protein of 2122 amino acids.
CACCUCAGCACCAGGACAAAUCAUAAUGUUUUCGCCCUAUACUUUUCCUUUUGGUUUCUCAUCCAGGUGCAAGGCCUUUUCAGUCGUUUCGACGAGUUCCGAAGACAGAACUUGGCGAUGGGUGUCAAUAGCAGCUAAGAAACAGAGAUAUUGGGAAGCUCCUUUCUCAUGGCACAAAAGGAAACCUUGGAACAAAGUGAUAUCUCGUCGAUUCACUUUUCCAGUGGCAGAAACCAAAGACAGUGUAUUUACUUUACUGUAACCUACGCUUAAUUGCUUAUUAUUUCUGUGUGUUUGCAUUUUCAAACAGUGUUGUAUCCUACAAACAAUUCUCGAAUUACGUUUUUCCGUCAUUUAUAGUAUGUUUCACAAUCAUAUGGGUGUUUGACCGUCAUCAAUUGAGCUACUAUCUGCUCGACAGCGAUUUGAACUUUAAGUCUUCAAGUCUUCAAGUCUUCAAGUCUUCCAGUCUUCCAGUCUUCAAACCGCAAGAUAAACUUCUCAAGCGCAGGCAAACAGCACUGGAACCCACAGGAUUCAGCUUCUGAACAUCAAAACCAAUCUCCGGCGCUUUCUGAACUUUUCAUUGCAUCUUUUUUCUUACUCGGAAGCUUCCUAAUUCCAAUCACCUACAUUAAAAGUUGAGGUCAAGAAGGCGAAAAUAUAGUCCAUUUUUCAUUACCAAAGACAAAAGCUCCUCCUGAACUCUCCUCAGCAACGUCCUCAAUUUGAUAUUUGGAUGUAUCUUCAAAGAGAUCCGACUUCAAAAUGGUCUCCAAAACCUCGUCACAAUACAUAUUCCAUCAUGUUUUUUUCCCUCCAAAAUUACCGCACGAGGAAGACGGUCGAGCCGAGCACGAUGUAGUAUUAACUCGGCUUUUCUAUGAGGAACUGAUGAACUUUCAUCCAGACUUAGCACCUGAACAAAGAUUACAGUUCGGUCGGGUUAUUGAGAUGGUAAAGGGUAUCGUAUCUGGAGAAGAUGACACUACUACGCCGUCUUCGAAAAUUAUCAAGAAUCUAAGAACGAUGAAAGUUCAAGAUAUCUGUGCCAUACACAUUGAGAAGCAAAAUGCGGGCAUGAUUAUUCGACGAUUCGAGGAGGAAUACACUUUUGAGACUUUCGAGUUAUCUCCAAAGAAUGAAGCGCAUCGCAUAUACGAAGACGGAUUCCAAGAAGCACUAUCUCAAUGUAUCGAAAGCUUAGUGCGAGAUACUCCAAUUAUCGUCCAUUCAAAAAUAUCCAAGGCACAUACAACAGACAUUGAAAUCAGAGACACUGUUGACCCGACACUCAUCACCAGUAUGUUGACCGAAUGUUUGCAUGCUAUCGGGCGCCGUGUCGUUGUUAGGUGCAUUCAAAAACGAACCCGCGACAUCGUUCAGUGGAAAGAUUGUCUUGAACCAUGGCGUCGCUCACCUCGCUACCUUUUCCUCCGAGUUUGUCUCCAAAUUGGACUUACUGGAGAAGAGGGCCAUGAACCAUCGCAUAUCCAAUACAAAUCGUUCAUGUUAUUUUUCAUGUGUCAGAUCUUAAACCGCCAACUAGAGGCUCAAAAUUCCAGAGAAAUCUUGUUCAUUAUGUCAAUGAAGGUACAACGACGUUUACUCAAACUCGGCUCUGCACUUGAUUCCGAUCUAAAAUCUCGAGUUCAGCAGGUAUUGUCCCUUGUGUCAUCCUGUUUAAAAAAGAGUAUUCCAUCACUUCCACCACCACCACGCGCCGACAUUUCUAUCCUUAGACCGCAACAAGGCACGGUCCUCAACUUACAGUCCCUGGGACCUUACAUUGCCAUGAUGUCAGCACGGGGCGAAUCUAACUUGGGCCAUAAAUCUCUUGAACCUCAAUGCUUAAGUGGGGACAUUAAGAAUAUUCGUCUAGGUUUGGCGGACAUAGAGUUGUGGGUUGCAGACCAUCUUCCGCGUUGGCUAAAGUGGUACUAUACAUCUACUCUUGAUUGCACAGUUUUAGCGGAUCUCAUAUCUAUCUACCAGAAGACAUCUGAUCGUGUCUACAAGGAUAUAGCUGAAGAUCAAUCUUUGAAGAUAUUGACGUUGCUAGAUUUGUGGGUCGCACUGGACAAAUGUGUAACAUCCGAGGAGCCUCUGCUGAAGGAUUAUCGAUGCGGAUUUACCCCAGAAUUAUUCGCCCCCCUCUUGUUGCCCACAAAGCCACAAAUGAUAAGGUUGGCAUCCAUAGAAAGGUACAUCGCUGAUAGGAAUGCUGCUUCGGUUGAUGAAAUGCCGUGCAUUUUCUCAAAAAUCAACACUUUGAAUAGUUUUUCUGUACGUUAUUUUGAUAAAUCACUCCGACAUCAGCAUCUACGAGAUCGAAUCAUGGCCGAUGCUGUCGCCGAACACAACGAAAAGAUAUUAGAGCUGAACACUAAGCUUCAGGCUUUUGAGGCCUGGAAAAAGGCGGAUCUAACGUCGGUUUGCGAAGAAAAGGAGUUUCUUGUUGGAAAAAGAGCAAAUCGUCGCAGAAAAUUAGGUCACAAGGCUAAAAGAUGUCAGAAAUGCAUCGCCAAAGCCUGUGCUGAAGAGAUCAAAGUUGCUGUCCACGAGUUUCCUCUUCCGGAAUCCGAAUUAGAAGCAAAAUCGGUAGUGUUCGAACUCGACGUCCCUACCAUUAUUUCAAGCUGGCGGGAUAGAACCUAUAGUCUUCUUGUAGAUACAUUUUCGUCAACGCCGAGAGCUUUAGGUAGCGUUGCUUAUUAUUAUUUUGAUAAGAGUCCCUUGAAACGUUAUGUUCAGAAUAGCCACGGCAGACUUCGAGUAGGAUCACAAUUCAAGCCAUUUAUUGUUUCUCAUUACAAACAAAAAGCCAUUUCCUUAGCUACAACAGAGAAUAUUCUGAAGACUUGUGGCUUGAGUUUCAACGUUUUAGAUUUUGAUGGAAACUAUGGAACCGCAAUCGCAACGAAUUUUCUAUCACUCCUCGAUAUUCGAACGUCUUGCACUAUGGUGCUUGCCCCUGCAUGCGCAGAAUUACAAUACUCUUUGGAAAGUACAGCGCAUACCACAAACGAAGCUCUUGCCAGGCAGAUUCAUUGCCCAAAUACACUGACUUUGUCCGGAUAUUACCAAUUUACAUCCCUUAGAUCUGGAUUCCGUCUUCUAUGGAUGAACAUCUUGCGUGAAGUAGAAUCUCGAGUACUAGAUUUGAAUCGCGAGGAAUCCUUUCAAUUAAUGGCUCAAGCUGCGUGGCAAGCCGGGCCUGCAGAUUAUAUACAGUCAAUUAGAGAAUCACACUCAGACCUUGAUGAUGAAGCGUUUGGAGUACAUCUUUUAGAGGCAUUGAACAGGCUGGUAUCAAGCUUGGAGUCAAAUUGGCAAGGUGGAGGAGCCAUUAGAAUUGUUACAAUGCUUGCUACCCGACUACUUAGUGUAUUGUCUCACGAGAACGUUCAAGAAGACUGUCUUCAUCUAAUUCUACGUAUUCGAAUUAUUACGAUGACGUGGACCAGAGAUAUUGUCAACUUACUCCAUGAUUGCGAAGAAGAAAAUAAGCUCCAGUCACUUGAACUACGCGCCCUUGAAUUAGCACUAACAUGCAACGGCACUUUUGAUGUCGAUAUACACCAUCUCAAGAAGAUUCUAGAAUCUGUCGAGAGUCGGGCAAUUUUUAUCGAAUCUUUGAUAACAGUUCAUGAUCGAAGUCCUAUUUCUAUCCAUAGCCUCACUGCUGUCACUCAAAUGUGCUUGAGGCGUUUUGAUAGAAUUACCCACCGUGCUGAGCGAGUUCUUCGUGACAUGGUCACUUGGCAAGCACAGGGUAUCGAUACGACUAUUCAAUAUCUUUGGUCAGGCUACAAACCGGGGGUUGGAUGGACAGCACUCAAAACACCGAACGAAAGAUGGCUGAGGACAAGAACGGCAGAAUCCAGUGGUCAAUUGUCACUAUUUGUUGACUUCAACAUAUUGAGUGGAGAGUUGCUCAUAAAUGGAUCUCCCCUGGCUCGUCUACCCCACAACUAUGUGGAACAUCCAACAUACAAGCGGCUCUUUGGAAAGCUGACCUUUGCGAUGCAAAAAAUGCUGAAAAUUAUUCCAUCAACAAUGCCUGGCAUGGCUUUCGAGAAUAGGAAAUUAAUAUGCGAGCAGCAAAUUAAUUUUAUUAUGAUAGGCAACGAAUUGAUCGUUCGUACUCGUGGGAAUGGUGAAUGCUUUGAGGUUAUUCCUAAGCGCAUCUUAAUUGUCGAUUUCACGGAUGCGUUCGUAGAGGACUACUUUUUCAUGCGGAAUAAUGAAACAGGAAUUAUACAAUUAAGGCCAGUGGAAAGCCCAUGGAUGUUCCCGGAGAAUGGCUGGCAGAUCACGAAUCUCUCACAGCAAUAUUAUCAUCUGACGAACGGUUCGAUGACUGCAGUCGACGUCCGCAGUCGAUCGGCCACUGCUAUAUCAGAGAUUUUGAGACCAAUAGAAAGACUAUGUUAUAUCAAUAUGAUAGUCAACCAACACAGCGAACAAUUGGAGAUUCGCCUUACACGUUUUAAUCUCGAUUUCUACCAAAGUGACUGGAGGCUGACUUCAAAACAAUUUCGUGGAAUUUUCGUGGAUGAAGAUCAAAAUAUAGGCACUUUUACUGGUUUAGUCAACAAGCUUGUUCUAUGCAACAGUGAUAAAUCAACGAGAAUAUUCAUCAUCCCAGAUGGGGAAAUCUCUUUCACACCAUACAAGGACCAUGUUAAAGUGGACAUCAGUCUAGAACCAAAGGACUUUCAUGCUUACCACGACUACAAAAUCGACACUCAACUUGGUCGAUUAAUUGAUAAUGGAAGCCUUCACACUCGCCUCUUUAAAUCGUAUCUUCAUGCGCUAACUUCAGAUAUCGUCCCAGAUAAUCUCACUGGAAAGACGGGCACAGAAGAGGCGUUAGAGAUAUUGUCUUCUGCAGCUGUUUUAUCAUUCUAUACACUUUCUUCUCGGGAGAUAGAUUUGCUUUUGAAAUUAAGGGCGUUAUCCCCGAAACCAGCUUACUAUCCGAAGAAUAAGAAAUUAAUGCAAAGUGUUUCAUGGUCACAAUUACCGACUUUAUCACAGCAUGAAGGAUUCAGCACAAAAUUUGAAUGCAUUUUUACACAUGCUAGAUCCUUAAUAUUGUUUCAAGACAAGUCGGAAAAGCAGGCAUACAUUCCAGAACCAGAUACCAGAGGUGCGCUUACCCUGAUUUAUAUGGCGGCAAUCAGAAACUCCUUUUGUUUCGUUGAUAUGUUCGGCGCCGAAAAGUUCACCAUCAGCCAUGAUAAAGAAUAUGACUCUCGCGAUGGGAAUUGUGACAUGGACCGACGUGCUGCAAUUUAUGAUAUCGCAAGACUAGUUUCUUCAUGGGCCCAAGAUCUGAAUGUUGCUACAGAUUUACGAGGAAUCAUAAAAUCCUCGACCCGCCCCAUCAUUGGACCUGAUACCGAUUCAAUGACUGUCCUUGGUUAUGACACUCGAUGGUUAGAUGCACCAUCUGAAUUUCUACCUGAACAUUGGUUUGCGAUCUAUCAGAUGCUUACAAGUUGCAAUGAAGAUCGAGACAAGUAUAAAGUCAUGAUUUUUCUUUCAACAUUAGUCUUUUCUCGAAAGAUAGACCAAGUGUUUGUUCACACUCUUCUUGCAUUUGCCACCAAUCCUUCAUUACGCUACAUAAAGCUUCCACGAUAUCAUUGCUUCUCUCUUUCAGAGGGGUUCGAACCCAACGAGAAUCGUUUGGGUGAUAUCAUCGCUUCCGCAGUUAAGAGCUACGAAAGAUCCUCAGCAAGUAUUGUGAACAGAAAUCAAUCCGAGACGGAGCAUGAAGCCAGCAUUCGUAGACAACUGCUUUACAGCGCCUGUCGAAAAAGCGCUAUCGACAUGGGGGCAGAAUAUUUCAUGAAACAAUGGCCAAUUGAGAAGCCCAUUGCCUUUGAAGAUGAUAAGUUUUGGGCAUAUGUUGAUAUUGUAGAAGCAAAUGCCAGGGUUCAGGGACUAUUUAUGUCUUGGUUUCGAAACAAAGAGUUCAUGGAAUACAUUCGAUUGGUACAAGCAACCCUUUAUACGAUACCUCCAAUGAAGAACAUCAUUCAACCAUGGAAUGACUAUACAAACCAUACAGAAGAAUAUAAAUCUAGAUUGACGUAUAUAUCGCUCAAGGAUCUGUUGAAAAAUAGGGCGCCAUUAUUUUUCAGCAGCAGUCAUCUUUUCGACUUUAAUUCUUUUCUAUCAAACAUCUACAGAAGCCUAGAUGCUCUACAUAAUAUUCCAUCUUUCCAGCUAGAAUCUUCAGCAUUAGCCUGGGAUUUUGUAAACUACAUGUUUGGGUCAAUAGAGAACACUACAAUGCUUCCACGCCUAUCUAAAACCACAAUUCUUUCGCUCAUUGCAGACUCGUACCCUAUAAAGCUCACGCAACAGUGGAAGCAGGCAAUUGUAUAUUUUGGUCUGGCUAUAACUACCCUUCAACGUCUGAAGCGUCUGGUGGCUUGUCGUAGCAAUAAAGCAGAGCUUCUCACGGAACUUUCAAAUCCGGGACAUCGAGGGUGGGACCCGUUGUUACAUCCGGACUGGCUACUACUUGAAUUAGAGAACGGAAUUCUGAUUCGCAAAGACCAGGCUAACAUCAGUAGUGAAAUGAUUGACCCAUCAUCAGGUGCAAACUCUGUCAUGCAAUUGAAUAUGGGACUUGGAAAAUCUUCAGUCAUUGUACCACUUGUGGCAUCUGCUCUGGCAGAUAAGACAAAGUUAUGUCGCGUCGUAGUUCUCAGAGCGCUGUCUAGACAGAUGAGAGAACUGUUAGUAAGAAAGCUUGGUAAUAUGAUCAAUCGGCGUAUAUUUUUUGUACCAAUCUCACGUGGGCUACAAGUAAAUGCUGAAGGGGCAAACCAGCUCCGAGAAAUUUACGAGACUUGCAUGACAUGUUGCGGUGUACUUCUAGUGCAGCCAGAGCAUUUACUUUCUUUUGAGUUGAUGGGCCUUGAGAUGGUACUUUCUGGAGAUCAAGAUGCAAAGGCUGUUGGUAAGGUAAUCAAUGACACCCAAGACUGGCUACUCAAAAAUUGUCGGGAUAUCCUAGAUGAGAGUGACGAGAUAUUGAAUGUACGAUUUGAAUUGAUUUACACUCUCUUGGCAGACAAACGCCUAUCGACUUUGCUCCUCACCGUUGGAUGCUAA